UGCAACGCCCCCAAACUCUUCAACUACAGAAUGCUGCCACUGUGCCAUGCCUAACGCAGAAGAUGAAGAAGGACUGUCAUCUACAGAGGAUAGUUGGAGUCUCAUAUUCCUGAAUAAGCGCUUCGUUGAAAAUCCUGUUGCUUUAUUUUUGCAGGUGCCUGGCUCAGAUACAUUUUAAUAUAGACUUGCAUUUUUUUGUAACAUGAUAUUUAUUCAGAUACAUGAAAAAAAAAUGACUAAAAACUCCAAUCUAUCACUGGAAAGAGACUAGAGACAGCUAGAUUGGUAAAUAUAUUUACAGAUAUAUUAACAUUCUUUUAAGAUUUCUUUUCUAGUUGCGUAAUGACUGUAUGCGUAGGCUUAUAAUCACAAGCAAACAAUUGCAUGAAAUUUUUAUGUUCUUCAACAAUGUCCUUAACGUAUCAUAUCUCACAGGACAUAGUGAGUUUGAAUAGUUUUCUUCUUAUGUUGGAUAUAGCUGGAUUCUUACAACAGCUUUGAGAAGGCUAUGAGAGAACGCAACUUGUUUAGUGGGGACAUACUGCAUGAAACCUUCCUCCCAGUAAUGCUUCAGCGAGCAAAGUACAGUCGAUUUAGGAAUGACUCCUUAACCUCAACAGAAGAUGGGCCGCAGAGCAUAUCAUCAAAUGCCAAAGGUUGUGUCAGCGCUUGCAAUUCCGCAACGUCUCCUUUACCCAUUGAAAAUAUCACCUUGGUGACUCAGGACAGUUCGACGACACUAUGCACUUUGAUACCAAAAAUGUCUCACUUUAAGUUGUCUAGUCCCAGCAGUCUUCUGGGUUUCAAGCAUUUCUCCCUUGGGACUAAAGAAGUACCAAGAACAAAGCUGACAGAAAGUCACGCUGCACCGAGCAGCACAACAUCUGCAAAAAGCAGCCACUUACAAGUUUCUAAUUCAAGACAGGAUGCGGAUGUAAACGCAAAGAUCCAGAAUGAUUGUCUUCUACUGGAGACCGAGACGUUGCAUGUUAGGAAGCAGAGUCACACUCAGCAAGACAGUCACAACAAUAUGGGGAAAGGCAUCUCCUACUACGUCAUAUACAUGGGCUGUAUAGAAGUGCUGCAGUCAAUGAGAUCUCUCGACUUUGGUACAAGAACACAAGUUACAAGAGAAGCAAUAAGUCGGCUGUGUGAAGCUGUUCCGAAUGCAAAAGGAGCCACUAAAACGCGAAAGCCACCACUGAAAUUCCUGUACUCUGUACUGGGGAAAAGCAACUUGCAGUUUUCAGGCAUAAAUGUUAUAUUAACAAUCUCAACAAACUGCCUAACUCUGACAAAUGCCGAUACCAAGCAGGUAAUUGCAAAUCAUCACAUGCAGUCAAUUUCAUUUGCUUCUGGUGGGGACCCAGAUACAACAGACUAUGUUGCAUAUGUUGCCAAGGAUCCAGUUAACCAAAGAGCAUGCCACAUAUUGGAAUGUUCAAACACCAAAGCUCAGGAAGUAAUCAGCUCAAUUGGACAAGCUUUUGAACUGCGUUUCAAACAGUACCUAAGAAACCCUUCUUUCACUGAGUCCAAUGACACUGAAAUAUUAAAUCUCAGUAAUACAUCCGACAAAUUGGAACAUAAGGAUGCCCCUGAUUACUACAAUGAGUUACCAAGAAAGAUGCCCCCUGCUGACAACGUUCUUGACAGAAGAACAAGGGAGACCCUGCAGUCUCUGCUUGUUGGGGAUGAACAAUGCUCUCUGAUGGGUUACUAUAAAAACACAAACAUAUAUGAAAACUGUAUAGAGAAUCCCAACACUUUAGGCUCUUCUCCUCGGCGUGGAUUGAAUACAUUUGGUGAAAAGCAUGAGCUUUUUGAUGACCCAUGUUAUAUCAACACUGUGUCGAAAAAAGAAAUCCCUGAUCAGACAUCUGGAAACCACAGCUUAAAAUCAUUGGUUCAAGAUCCUGGCAGAAAAUUCCAAGGAAGCAAAACAGCUCAUUGCAGCUCCAUGCAAAAAGAAAGAUGGUAUCAUGGCAAAAUGAGUCGGAAAGUUGCAGAGAGCCUGCUGAUUACUGAUGGUGACUUCCUAGUUCGGGAAAGUACAUCAUCCGCUUCUCAGUAUGUAUUGAGUGGACUCCAUGGAGGGCAACCCAAGCACCUGCUACUGGUGGACCCAGAGGGCAAGGUGAGGACUAAAGACCACAUGUUCGAAAGUGUGAGCCAUCUCAUUAAGUACCAUGUGGAAAAUAAAGUACCAAUCAUUUCAUCUGGAAGUGAACUGUGUCUCAGGCAUCCAGUGGAAAUACAGGAAAUAUGAAAAUUAAAGGAUUCAAAUCUAAACUAAACAGCAUACCAUUAAAUGGAUCUGGCUGC
Messenger RNA from Spea bombifrons (plains spadefoot toad), 2325 nucleotides. RefSeq names its product SHC adaptor protein 4 (gene SHC4). Gene Ontology annotation, cellular component: plasma membrane. The coding region runs from base 509 to 2269 and encodes 586 amino acids. Gene Ontology annotation, molecular function: receptor tyrosine kinase binding. Lineage: Eukaryota; Metazoa; Chordata; Amphibia; Anura; Pelobatidae. Gene Ontology annotation, biological process: cell surface receptor protein tyrosine kinase signaling pathway; intracellular signal transduction. The transcript has 12 exons. The record is from RefSeq and is a predicted model, not a curated record.